This is a messenger RNA of Caretta caretta (loggerhead turtle), 6641 nucleotides long. RefSeq names its product teashirt zinc finger homeobox 3 (gene TSHZ3). NCBI's taxonomy places the organism in Eukaryota, Metazoa, Chordata, Testudines, Cheloniidae. Gene Ontology annotation, molecular function: DNA binding; DNA-binding transcription factor activity, RNA polymerase II-specific. Gene Ontology annotation, biological process: regulation of transcription by RNA polymerase II. Gene Ontology annotation, cellular component: nucleus. The record is from RefSeq and is a predicted model, not a curated record.
CCCGAUUCAGUGAAAGUCGCUUAUUUCUGGUGCAAACAAGGCAGCCAGACACACACACACACACACACACAUACACACGAUUUUUGGAGGGGAGGGGGGCGGGUAACGUUUCAGUUGUAGUCUCUUAAGCAGAUCUGAUCGUUGCUUCUGUGGUCAGAUACUAUAACUGUGAGAAGAAACCAGCAAAUAUCAAUGAAAUGGAACGGAGAGAAUUUGGCAGCACAAGCGGCAUUUGACAACUCACCAUUUUCUUGUUUGCAAGAAAUGUUUCGUUUUCCCCCAACAGUAGCAAUUUCCCGGGGACUUUAGGCGAUUGCGAUAUUUUUUUUUUUCAUCCUAAAGAUCGGCUUUUAAAAAAAAUCUAAUAAUACAAAAAAGCCCCCCCAAAACUUCUCCACCCUUUUAUGUAAAGUAUUUGAAUUUCCUGCAACUUGAAAAGAGAAGCAAGAGCAAAGGAACGUCAAGUCGGCUUUACAAGAUGAGAAGACGCAACAACAUCUGCACUUAGUAAGGUAUUUGGAAUUAUCCCAGAUCUUGAAGAAUGGGGGCGAGUGGAGAUUUUCUGAUCUUACCGUAAAAGUGAGAUCAUCCUUUUCCCCCUCCCCCUGUGGAAAAAAAAAAGAGAGAGAGAGAGGAGGAAAAUUAUUUGCUACUGGUGUUUGCUUCACUUCUCUUAAGUAAAGAAGGCAUCUUGGGACUCAGACGAUUGUCUGUGAUUUGCUGUAGCUGUCAUUAAAUAUCUAUCAGCCACACAAAGAAAGGAGGGGGGAGAGCCAUUGGCAGCCACGAAGGUGUUUGGCAAUCGCGUCUGAUCCAUGUUCGUAAAGCACUUGAAACACCGUUAGAGUCCAUCCCCUCUUUUCUGAUGUACAUUAUUGCAACCCAGGAAUACACAAUCAAACUCGCACCGCAUCGAUUCGCCAGCGCUCGCUAAACCCAGGAUUUCACCAAUGAACUUGGACCUCCCCCGCCCCCCGCAAAAAAGUAAUCUUCAAAGGAGAGUUUGUGAGUGAGUGUGUGAGUGUGUGUGUGUGUGUGGCGGGAGGGGGGGAUUUUUGCAAGCAAGUGCUGCCCAGUCUCCCCAGCGAAGGCGUCUCGGGGCACUGCAAAGAUUGAAAGAAUAGAAACCUAGGCAGCAUCACCAUCUCCCCGACCCUCCAGCCGGAGCUACUUCGCGAGACGUGCACAGACAGCGACGGAGAGGUGCAAAGUGGAGUUGCUCGCUGCUUGGGCUCCAGCAAGGUGUGCGCUGUGCAAGCCGGGGCGCUGGAGGUGCGUUUGCUGCGGCAGCAGCAGCCGGCCAGCUCCCCAGACCCGGGGCACGCUGCUUUGCCUGUUGCCGCCGCCGCUGCUCCAGCGCCGAGCCGGGAGCCGGAGCCAGGGGCGCCGCCUGAAGCUCUGCCGACUCCCGCCAGCGACCCCCCCCUUCUUUAUGCCGUGAUCUCCGCGCCCGGCCAGGCACCGGGCGUGCGGGGCGGGGCGGACGGCGGGCGCUCCCCGGCCCUCCUGCGCGCACCCCUCGUCGGGGGGCUUCCCCGCCGCCGGCCUCUGGGGCGAUUUGUCAAACUUCCCCCUCCGCCUGCCCGCCCGCCUGCCUCUCCCUGCGGGCCGCCGCCGCCGCCGCCGCCGCAUGCACAGCCGCAACACCCCCCAGCCCGCCCGCCGAGCCUGGGGCCGCUCACCGGAUCUCCGGGGCUGAAGCAACUCUGCCCACCCCUGCCCCGAGGCAGCCCACCCCCUCCUGGCACCCGCGGCGGCCGCAGGAGCUCAGCAUGCCGAGGAGGAAGCAGCAAGCGCCCCGGCGCGCAGCAGCCUAUGUUUCAGAUGAACUGAAGGCUGCAGCACUGGUGGAGGAAGACAUGGAACCUGAUGAAAAUGCAACUGAUGGGGAACCUUCAGCAAAAUACGUGUGCCCAGAAAAAGACUACAGUAAGAACUGCCAGAGCUACCAAAACUCUCCAGCUGCUGAAUUUUCCAGCCACGAAAUGGACAGUGAGUCACACAUCAGUGAGACAAGUGACCGAAUGGCAGAUUUUGAAAGCAGCUCUAUCAAAAAUGAGGAAGAGAGCAAGGAGGUGGCAAUACCGCUUGAAGAUUCUGCUGUGUCUGAUAGCUUAGAACAAAUGAAAGCCGUCUAUAAUAACUUCCUUUCCAAUUCCUACUGGUCCAAUCUCAAUUUGAAUCUCCACCAGCCGACUUCAGAAAAAAACAACGGCGGCAGCAGCAGCAGCAGCAGCAGCAGCAGCAGCAGUUGUGGGAGUGGUAGCUUUGACUGGCACCAGACUGCUAUGGCAAAGACACUGCAGCAAGUUUCUCAGAGCAGAAUUCUUCCCGAACCCAGUCUUUUUAGCACAGUUCAGUUGUACAGACAAAGCAGUAAGCUUUAUGGCUCUAUAUUUACUGGAGCCAGUAAAUUCCGUUGUAAAGACUGCAGUGCUGCCUAUGACACUUUAGUAGAAUUAACAGUGCACAUGAAUGAAACAGGACAUUAUCGAGAUGACAACCAUGAAACUGAUAACAAUAACCCUAAAAGAUGGUCCAAACCUCGUAAACGUUCUUUGCUUGAAAUGGAAGGGAAAGAAGAUGCCCAGAAAGUAUUAAAGUGUAUGUACUGUGGCCAUUCCUUUGAAUCUCUUCAGGACUUGAGUGUUCAUAUGAUCAAAACAAAACACUACCAAAAAGUGCCUCUGAAGGAACCUGUUACACCCGUAGCAGCAAAAAUUAUCCCAGCUACUAGGAAAAAAGCAUCACUGGAGCUUGAACUUCCAAGUUCUCCAGAUUCCACAGGUGGGACACCGAAAGCAACAAUCUCGGACACCAACGAUGCACUGCAAAAGAAUGCAAAUCCUUACAUUACGCCAAAUAAUCGUUACGGUCACCAGAAUGGUGCCAGCUACGCUUGGCAUUUUGAGGCAAGGAAAUCUCAAAUUCUCAAAUGCAUGGAGUGUGGAAGUUCCCAUGAUACUUUGCAGGAACUCACUGCCCACAUGAUGGUGACAGGACAUUUUAUAAAAGUCACCAACUCUGCCAUGAAGAAAGGGAAGCCAAUUAUAGAAGCCCCAGUGACGCCAACAAUAACAGCUCUACUAGACGAAAAAGUACAGUCUGUGCCACUCGCAGCCACCACUUUUACAUCUCCCUCCAACACGCCUUCUAGUGUCUCCCCAAAAUUGAAUGUUGAAGUAAAAAAAGAAGUAGAUAAAGAGAGAGGGGUUGCUGAUGAUAAAAUGAAAGAGAAAGAGAAGUCAAAUGAAGAUGAGGAAAAGUAUGAUAUCUCCUCAAAAUAUCAUUAUUUGACUGAAAAUGACCUGGAAGAAAGUCCUAAAGGGGGACUAGAUAUUUUAAAGUCUUUAGAAAACACAGUAACAUCAGCUAUAAACAAAGCCCAGAAUGGUACACCAAGCUGGGGUGGCUAUCCCAGUAUUCAUGCUGCCUACCAGCUACCUAACAUGAUGAAGCUGUCGUUGGGUUCAUCGGGAAAAAGUACACCCUUAAAAUCUAUGUUUGGAAACAAUGAAAUAGUGUCACCGACUAAAAACCAGCCCCUACUGUCGCCACCAAGCAGUCAAACCUCCCCUGUGCCAAAAACGAACUUUCAUGCCAUGGAAGAAUUGGUAAAGAAAGUCACGGAGAAAGUGAUUAAAGUUGAGGAAAAAAUGAAAGAACCUGAAGGAAAACUGUCUCCAGUGAAACGUGCGACACCUUCGCCAUGCAGCAGCGAAAUCAGUGAACCCCUCAAAAUGGAUGCCUCCAAUGAUGGUGGUUUUAAAAGCCAACAGAACAGCCCAGUUCCUCAGAGGGAUAGUUGCAAGGAUAGUACAGCUAUAGAACCAGUGGAAAAUGGUAAAGAGCCUGUAAAGUCAAUUGCAAGUACAUUAAGCAGCAGCACAGCUAUUAUUACAGAUCAUCCUCCCGAACAACCAUUUGUAAAUCCAUUAAGUGCACUGCAGUCUGUCAUGAAUAUUCAUCUUGGGAAAGCAGCAAAGCCAUCUUUGCCUGCUCUGGAUCCAAUGAGCAUGCUUUUUAAAAUGAGCAACAGUUUGGCAGAAAAGGCUGCGGUGGCCACCCCACCUUUGCAGUGCAAAAAAACAGACCACUUAGACCGUUAUUUUUAUCAUGUCAACAAUGACCAACCCAUAGAUUUGACGAAAGGCAAGAGUGACAAAAGCUGCUCUUUGGGUUCAGCGCUUUUGUCAUCCACAUCAACAUCUUCUGCAUCUUCUUCAUCUACAGUGACAACAGCAAAGACAUCUGCAGUCGUGUCAUUCAUGUCAAACUCGCCGCUACGCGAGAAUGCCUUGUCAGAUAUAUCUGAUAUGCUGAAGAACCUGACAGAAAGUCACACAUCAAAAUCUUCCACACCUUCCAGCAUAUCUGAGAAAUCUGACAUUGAUGGUACCACAAUAGAGGAACCAGAAGAGACUACACCAGCUCAGAAAAGGAAGGGACGUCAGUCUAACUGGAAUCCUCAGCACUUGCUCAUUCUGCAGGCCCAGUUUGCAGCCAGUUUACGACAGACAUCAGAGGGAAAAUACAUAAUGUCAGACUUGAGCCCUCAAGAAAGAAUGCACAUUUCAAGGUUUACGGGACUCUCAAUGACCACAAUUAGCCACUGGCUAGCCAAUGUGAAAUACCAGCUCCGAAGGACGGGAGGAACUAAGUUCCUUAAAAAUUUGGACACUGGGCAUCCAGUGUUCUUUUGUAAUGACUGUGCUUCACAGAUCAGAACUCCUUCAACUUAUAUCAGUCAUCUUGAAUCACAUCUAGGUUUCAGGUUAAGAGAUUUGUCCAAACUGUCCAAUGAACAGAUUAACAAUCAGAUAGCACAAACAAAGUCACCAUCUGAAAAACUGGUGACAUCAUCUCCAGAGGAAGAAAUUGGAACUUCCUAUCAGUGUAAACUUUGUAACAGGACUUUUGCAAGCAAGCAUGCUGUUAAACUUCAUCUUAGUAAAACACAUGGGAAGUCACCAGAGGAUCAUCUUCUGUAUGUUUCGGAGUUAGAGAAGCAGUAGCAUUUGCUUUUGAUUAAAAUAACUGUAAUUUGCUUUGAGGAAAACUGUCAAAGACGCCUUAAAGCAACUGUUUAGUUCUUGGCACAUGUUCUUAUUUUAACUCCAGAGAGUCACUCUGGGCUGAACUGUUUUGUAUAAUUGUACAGUGUUUAAUAGAGGUGCAUAAUCAGCUGUUGUUACUGGUAAAAUAUGAAGGUUAAAAUGCAGUGGUAAGUGUUUGGAACUUUGUGUAAAUUGGAUUUAGUUGCUGUGCAUCCCUCUGAUGCAUCAAGCUGCAUGCAUUAACAGACAGUUUAAUUAAGCAUUUAUAACUAAUUCUGGUGCACUUUUUUCAUGUGACCUAAGUGUGCUGGUAUUUCUCACCCUAUAAUCUUUAGCCCUCUGAGUACUUUGAAACACUUUUGCUUUAAUUUGGUAAAAUGUAUGGAUAUGUUUUUUAAAACUCUUACCAGCUUAGUUCUAAAUUACUAAUAUGAACCUCCAUUUAUGCAGAGGUGUAUCACACCUUGAAAUUUAAAAUAUUAUUUUCACAUUGAAACAUAGAUGUAUAUAUUGUAUAGAUUUCAAAAUCUCUUAUGGAAAUGCAAUUGUGAUUAAUGCCAUGUUUUUCUUCAGCAUUUUUAGUAAUGACGGUUUUUGUACCUGAUAUGCCUCAGGUAUAAGCUAUACCUAUAUAUAAUGUAUAUUUCCUUUUUUAGGUCUAAGAGUUUUUCUUUUAACAUCCAAACAUUGUAAAUUAUAUGAAAGGCACCACGAAUAGCAUUUAUAAAGUAUUCAGAAACAUUAUUCUUAAAGCAAAGUAUGAUUGUUUUGUUUUGCUAUACAGUACAUCUAUAUUGAUAGAGGUUCAUGUUUAAAUUAUACAUAUUUAUUAGUAUCGUUAUCAUUUGUUUUUAAACCAACUGAAUAACAGAAGCCAUGGACUGCAUCCUUGGCCUGCAUUAUAACUAUUUUGCACAACAUGACUUUUAAAGGUAUUUAUUAGUAAAAGAAAAUUUAAAUAAAAUAAAAAGUGAGAGAAUUCAAAAUAAACUCAGUGCUCAAAGGGUUAAAUCUAUUUGAAAAACUUGUACUGUAUUUCCUAAACAUUGAUAAAGCCUUUAAAAUGUUUGUACUGUAAUAUUUUGCUUAAAAGUUAUGAGGCAUUCUGUGAUAUAACCUUUUACUUAUUUAUAAGCGCUAUUGGUUGUUAUUUCAUAUUGUAGAAUGCCUUUUUAUUUCAAUUGGUAACUUUCUGUUUUGUUCUGCCUAAUUAUUCUCCCAAGAUUCCAUACUGCAGCUUUAUCUUUAGGCAUAUGAAAGGUAACCCGUGGUUACCAGCACACUAAGUGAUUCUGUUCGUCUCCAUUUUUGGCAGUUAAUUUGCAGAAGUAACUGACAGCUGACACCAUAUGAGAAUCUAUGUAUAAAAUAUUGGCAUGUAAACAGCACAGACACUGUAAUGCACUCUGUGCCCUGUUUUGUUGUUGACAAUGAAGCACCAUUAUAUGACUCUUCAUAUAACCUUUUUUUCUACAGCAGCAUUAAAAUUGUCUUUUUGCUAUAAUUUUGUGUUGCAUUCACAAUUAUGUCUGAAAUGUGCUACGACUAACGAGCACAUUAAAAUUAAAUUGUAUGCUAUCUGUU